Molecule: messenger RNA, 1482 nt
Organism: Letharia columbiana
Lineage: Eukaryota; Fungi; Ascomycota; Lecanoromycetes; Lecanorales; Parmeliaceae
Exons: 2
Coding region: 1-1482 (493 amino acids)
Biological process (GO): DNA-templated transcription; regulation of transcription by RNA polymerase II; nucleotide-excision repair
Cellular component (GO): transcription factor TFIIH core complex; transcription factor TFIIH holo complex
Molecular function (GO): zinc ion binding
Source: RefSeq, a predicted model, not a curated record
AUGGCCGAAUCCGACGACGAGUACGUGCAAGACAUCUCCGACGAGGAUAUAGAAGCCCAUCAAGUCACCCGGGGUGCUGGGGCGGGCUCAAGGGUGACCGGACAGGGCAGUCGAGGAGCAGGAUGGGAGGUAACCCGCACAUGGGAGAACGUUGUAGAAGGCGCGGAUGGCACAAUCAGUUCCACAGUCGAGGGACUUCUUGAGGCAGGCAAGAGGAAGAGGCUGCUCAAAGACACCACACCCCUCCAGAGAGGCAUCAUCCGCCAUCUGCUCCUUGUUCUCGACCUUUCAAAUGCCAUGUCCGACAAGGACUUGCGCCCAACCCGCUACCUCCUCACUCUCCGCUACACCAUAAACUUCAUCACCGAAUUCUUCGAGCAGAACCCUAUCUCUCAACUCGGGAUAAUAGGCACACGCGAUGGUCUUGCGCUCACGAUAUCAUCCCUUUCAGGUAAUCCAAACGACCAUAUCUCCAACAUCCAGAAAUUGCAUGAGCAGGAACCAAAAGGUCAACCUUCUCUCCAGAACGCCCUCGAUAUGGCUCGUGCCGCUCUCUUUCAUGCGCCUACACAUACGACCCGCGAGGUCUUGAUCCUCUUUGGCUCCCUUCUCUCCUCCGACCCGGGUGAUAUACAUGCCACUAUUUCCGCCCUUGUCUCCUCCCACAUAACUGUCACAAUCAUCGGUCUCGCCGCCCAAGUCGCCAUCUGCCUCACCCUGGCCACCCGCACAAAUCCCUCACUACCUCCAAGCCAAACAUACAACGUCGCUCUCAAUGAAAUCCAUUACCGCGACCUGCUCAUGCGCGCAACCACCCCUCCAACCACGCCCCAUUCCACCACUGAGCGCAGUGGAGUUGAAAGCAGUCUACUCAUGAUGGGCUUUCCGAGCAGGAUCGUCGACCCAAGUCCUACACUAUGCGCAUGUCAUUCACGUCCCACGCGUGGCGGCUAUCUCUGCUCUCGCUGCAGCAGCAAGGUCUGCUCGCUACCAACACAAUGUCCAGCAUGCGGCCUCACCCUCAUCUUAAGCACGCAUCUAGCACGCAGCUACCACCACUUGUUCCCCUUACGCAAUUGGCGAGAAGUCACCUGGGCACGCGCAAACGAAUCGGGUCAAAAGGUCUGCUUUGGCUGCCAGGCACCGUUCCCUGAACGACCUGCCUCACUGCGGCGCCAGAGUACCUCUGGCGCGCAGAACCAUGUUCGGAUGUCGCUUGCUACUUCGCGGAGCCAACCUCACCCUCCGAAAGCUGUGCAUACUAGUACUGCGAGUAAGGAUGGGGUAUCCGAGUCUGGACGGUAUGAAUGCGAAAAUUGUGGAAGAUUCUUCUGUAUUGACUGCGACGUAUUUGCACACGAGGUUGUCCAUAAUUGUCCCGGAUGUCAGAGUCGGGAAGGGAUCUUGACUGCUGGGACUGGGAAGGGAGUAGGUCAGACGGAGGUGGUGGUUGAGGAGAUGACCGGUGAAACGGCUUCCUAG